Molecule: messenger RNA, 1129 nt
Organism: Erinaceus europaeus (western European hedgehog)
Lineage: Eukaryota; Metazoa; Chordata; Mammalia; Eulipotyphla; Erinaceidae
Gene: TWIST2
Product: twist family bHLH transcription factor 2
Exons: 2
Coding region: 47-529 (160 amino acids)
Biological process (GO): regulation of transcription by RNA polymerase II; developmental process
Molecular function (GO): protein dimerization activity; DNA-binding transcription factor activity, RNA polymerase II-specific; RNA polymerase II transcription regulatory region sequence-specific DNA binding
Source: RefSeq, a predicted model, not a curated record
GGAGGGCGGCCUGGAGGCAGCGGCUCCGUCCGGAGCUGCGGGCGGCAUGGAGGAGGCGCCCUGCUCGCCCGCGUCCCCCGCCGGCAGCCUGGCCAGCAGCGAGGGGGGGCCCGCGCCGGCCCGCCGGCCCGGCCGCAAGCGCCGGCUCGGACCCGGGCCCCGGGGGGAGAUGGGCAGCCCGGCGCCCGCCAAGCGCGGCCGGAGGGGCAGCCCCGGGGCGCCGUCGCCCGAGGAGCUGCAGAGCCAGAGGGCGCUGGCCAACGUGCGCGAGCGGCAGCGCACCCAGUCGCUCAACGAGGCCUUCGCGGCGCUGCGCAAGAUCAUCCCCACGCUGCCCUCCGACAAGCUGAGCAAGAUCCAGACGCUCAAGCUGGCCGCCAGGUACAUCGACUUCCUGUGCCAGGUGCUGCGCAGCGACCAGCUGGACGGCAAGGCCACCAGCUGCAGCUACGUGGCCCACGAGCGCCUGAGCUACGCCUUCUCCGUGUGGCGCAUGGAGGGCGCCUGGUCCAUGUCCGCGUCCCACUAGCGGGUGUUGCUGGACCUGAGCCCAGGUGGACACGGGGGCCGCCAACCUGGUGGUUGGCUCCGGGACACCCCUCUCUGCUCCACACGCGGCACAGGGACUGGGGCCAAGCGAGGGGACGACGGCCCCAGCCGGACAGCCUUCAGCCCCAGAGACGGCGCCUCGUCCUCACGGUGACGCAUCUGUCACACUGCCAAGGCCCAGACGUUUCCUCCGGGGGCUUCGUGGGUGCCUGUGUAGGGAGAUCUUUCAGGAACAUUCCAGCUUCAGGAACAGCCUCGAGGCUCUUGUCUGGGGUCCGUGUGUUCCACCCAGUGCCUUUCAAUGUCUAUUUUUUAAAUAAAGCAGAAAUAUGUGCUCUGACCAUUCUGCCUCUGCUGGACCAAGGCUGACGGACAAAGCCCCCCUCUGAGUGCAGCAGCCAAGAAGCCUGGACACCCCCCACCUCUCUCUGGAUCUGCUCAGCUAACCACCCCUCGGUCUUGCCAAUUCAGUGUGUAUGUUGCCUACUUGUUUUAUUUAUUGAGAUAUUUCUAACAGCCCACAAGCGGCGGUGAGGUGUGGACUACGUCCACUGGGCACAAUAAAGGCCCUGCAGCCCUG